Messenger RNA from Prorocentrum cordatum, 2271 nucleotides. The record is from the annotation of a GenBank genome assembly. Lineage: Eukaryota; Dinophyceae; Prorocentrales; Prorocentraceae.
AUGGCCUCUCCGGCCAAGCGCCCUCGGGGCGCGGAGCGCCUUGUGCUGGUGACCGGCGCGGCCCGCGGCCUCGGGCUGGGGAUCUGUCGCCAGGCUGCGGCCGCAGUGGCGGCCGCUCGAGGCGGGCGGGCGCUCUCCGUCGUGCACAAUGCCGGGGUGGCAUACGACCUGCCGUGGAUGCCAGGCCCAUGGCCCGCACAUGUUGCAAGGGAGACGUUGGCCGCUAACCUCGAGGGAGCGCAGCGGCUCACGGACGCCCUUCUGGAGGAGUUGUUGGAUGCCUCAGCCCCUGGCCGCAUAGUCUUUGUCAGCAGUGGCGCGGGCCCCCUGAACAUGAAGAAGAUGAGCAGUCAGAGGCGUGACGAGUUGCUGUCUGGCGAGCUGACCCAGGAAGAUAUAGCCCGCAUCGCCCAGCAGUUUGUCGGUGACUAUGAGGAGGCUGCUGAGGCCCAGAGUUCUGGAGGAACGGCGCUGCCGUGCAUGAGCCGUUCUGGCUUCUGGCUUCAGUCCUACGGCUUCUCCAAAGCAUGUCUCAAUGCACUAUGCGGCGUCCUGUCUCGCAUGUAUCCUUCGAUCUCCUGUGCUGCAUGUACGCCUGGCUUCGUGCAAACCGACAUGGUGAAGACAUAUGCUGGAGAGACCAAACUGAUCAGUGCUGACGAGGGCGGUGCCAGCCCCAGGCAGGUGCUUCACUACACAGCUGGUCAAGACGGCCGUGGCAGGGCGGUGCCCCCUCCCAGCAGCUGGAGAUUCCUGACACCCUCGCGGCAGGCUUCCGUCGCACGCCGUGCCGCCCCGGGCCGUGCCCUCGGGGGGCGGGGGCGGAUCACCUACCGGCACUUCGUGCGCGAGUCCUCCAUGGUCCUGCGCGGGCUGGAGCCCGCCGGGCUGGCCGCCGGGUCGGACGGGGCCGCGGGCGGCGCGCCGAGGGGGACCGUCCCGGGCUUCGUGGAGUCCGUGCUGCAGCUGAAGCACGUGGAGACGCAGGGGCUCGGCCUCCGCGACGUGGCCCGCGUGAUUGUCACACUGCAGCAGCUGAUCUUCGAGUUCGAUGGCGCCCAGCUGCAGCGCUCCUACGAGAGCGUGAACCUGCGGAGCGACCAGCCGGUCUACCGCCGCGACCUCCAGGACGUGCUCGAGGAUUACUUGCUCUCCUGGGUGGUCCGAGGCAAUCCUGACAUACUGCACAUGCUGGCUGCCGGCCAGAAGGCCUUGGUCACCCGCGCAAUCCCACAGUGGCCGCAGAUGACGACGUUUGUCGCAGGAGAGAUCAAGACUUUCCAGCAUCACAGGCAGCGGGCUCAUCAGAGGGAUGGGAAGAGUCCCGCGAGCUCAAACGCGCUGUCCCAGGGAUUCACCUUCGACGACGCGCACCACAUCGUCGGCGAGAUAACGCGGAGGUUCAACUCGUUUUGGCUCUCCGAGUGCUCCUCAAUGGAGGAAGCUCUCACCAAGAUGGACACCGGCGGGACAGGGCGCGUGCCGUUGUCACGCUUUUACUCUGUCAACCUGGAGGGCGACUGGCGUUUUGCUGAGUCCGAGCAGUACCUGCGGGAGUCGGGGGCGCUGGACGAAAGCUCCUCGUGGCGUGGGAGCCAGGUGAUCAUAUCCAACUACCUGCAGUCUGCGUCCAACUGCCCGAUCACCACCUCCCACUAUUCGAUCUGCUGCAGGCACAGGUGCUCGGAGAUCCUCGCGGACAUCGAGGAAGCCGUGGCCGCGCCAGUGGCCGACCCGGCACAGGUCUGGGAGGUCGUGAAGAACCAGAGCGCGGAGCAGGGCCUGGGCGACGACCUCGCGGCGCACUUGCCGGAGUCGCUGCGGAGGCAGCUAGACGCGGUGGCGGCCGCCAACUCCGGCCGCGUGCCUCUGCACGGCCGCCUGUUUGCGCAGUGGCUGCACUUUGCGUACCCGCGCGACUGUGCGUUCCCGCACAAGUCUGGAAAAGCGGGGUUCAUCGACUUCGAGAGAGAACACGCUGCAACAGAUGAAGAGGUUUCAAGCCACGCAUACAUGCUUAAUGAGACUCGUGUGGCCAGCCCUGCAUUCGAAGUCAACAAGGAGAACGAGCAGUGGAUGUCCCAGUGGAGUUCGGAGGAGGAGCUAUUUGCUGACUACGGCAACCACAUGCCCUUUUUGCGGUUGGAUGCCCCAGGGACGAUUUUCCUUGGAUUGAUGUUAGUCGCAGCGUUGGCCUGGAUCGCAGGCGGUUCGAAGCGUUCUUCUAACGACUUCGCGCUGCCGACCCACGGCAAGGUCCGCUGCGUCUGA